UUUGAGGGAAGAGUGACAGGGCCACAAGAUUGGAACCCUUCCCUUCCCUUGGGAGUAGGCAUCCUAGCCGGAAGUUCGACCUAAAGGGAUUCAUCCCACGUGGACUUUUCCUGGACCCUUUAAUGGUCGGCGUUUUCCAAAGGCCACCAAUCCGUUACAGAUCCGUUAAUUAAAGACAGCGUCUCUUGCCAAUCAUUCUUCAGAAGCAGGAUCCCGCCGCCCAAUAGUGAUGCACUGGUGGGUGGGUCUAGCAGAUGCGUGGUGACAGAGCGCUCUGGCUCGUCCUAUUGGCUGGAUCAAACCCAAGCGAGACGCUGACUGGCUAGCGCUGCAGGAGGGUUACAAUUCAAACGCGGGCGGGCGUCCCCGCAGCCCCGCAGUUGCAGCCGUGGUCACAGUCUGAGUUUCCCGUCUCUCUCCCAGCGCCGUCCGGAUGGCUUCCCAGAACCGUGACCCAGCCGCUGCCAGUGUCGCCGCCGCCCGUAAAGGAGCUGAGCCCAGUGGGGGCGCCGCCCGGGGCCCCGUGGGCAAGAGGCUACAGCAGGAGCUGAUGACCCUCAUGAUGUCUGGUGACAAAGGGAUUUCUGCCUUCCCCGAGUCAGACAACCUUUUCAAGUGGGUGGGGACCAUCCAUGGAGCAGCUGGCACGGUAUACGAAGACCUGAGGUAUAAGCUGUCCCUGGAGUUCCCCAGUGGCUACCCUUACAACGCACCCACAGUGAAGUUCCUCACGCCCUGCUACCACCCCAACGUGGACACGCAGGGUAACAUCUGCCUGGACAUUCUGAAGGACAAGUGGUCCGCCUUGUACGACGUCAGGACCAUCCUGCUCUCCAUCCAGAGCCUGCUCGGAGAACCCAACAUCGAUAGCCCUUUGAACACACAUGCAGCCGAGCUCUGGAAAAACCCCACAGCCUUUAAGAAGUACCUGCAAGAAACCUACUCAAAGCAGGUCUCCAGCCAAGAGCCCUGACCCAGGCUGUCCAGCUCUCUCCUUGUGUCGUCGUCUCAUUUUUUCCCUUAGAUGGACUGUCCUUUCCUUGAUUUCUGUAUAAGACUCUGUAUCUUACCUGUGGUGUCAUUUUUGUUUUGUUUCUGUUUUUUAAAUUAAGUGUCUGGUUAAGCCCUUGUGAUGAAUAUAUUAAAUAAAUACAUUUUGGGGUUUUUUUAA
This is a messenger RNA of Vicugna pacos (alpaca), 1171 nucleotides long. RefSeq names its product ubiquitin conjugating enzyme E2 C (gene UBE2C). The record is from RefSeq and is a predicted model, not a curated record. NCBI's taxonomy places the organism in Eukaryota, Metazoa, Chordata, Mammalia, Artiodactyla, Camelidae.